Penicillium griseofulvum is the source of this 3120-nucleotide messenger RNA. RefSeq names its product Peptidase M19, renal dipeptidase. Gene Ontology annotation, biological process: proteolysis. Gene Ontology annotation, molecular function: metallodipeptidase activity. The record is from RefSeq and is a predicted model, not a curated record. Bases 1 to 3120 code for a protein of 1039 amino acids. The transcript is spliced from 9 exons. Lineage: Eukaryota; Fungi; Ascomycota; Eurotiomycetes; Eurotiales; Aspergillaceae.
AUGAAUCGCCUGGAUGCAACAGAGCCACAACGGCCACUUGGGCCAUUAUUGCGCGAGGAUAACACGAAUGAAAAUUAUAGUCGGGCAAUUGUCCUCAAAGCACAAAAGGCGAAGUCAUGGAACCCUCUAAGGCUUGUUGCUAUUGGCUCGAUAUCUAUAGCGCUUUGGGUUGCGAUAAGAGCAAGAGACCUAAUCCAGCGUCAAGAUAUCGAUCCACUGGACUUUGCAGCUCGAACAUCCAAGGUGUUAUCAGAGAUACCUCUCAUAGACGGACAUAACGAUCUCCCGUUUCUUGUUCGACUACAGCUCAACAAUCAGAUUUAUGGUGGCAAUCUUCCAUUUAGCCAGGGACUUGCAUCUCACACAGAUCUCAAGCGGAUGCACCAAGGCAAAGUGGGUGGGCAGUUUUGGUCGGUGUUUGUAGAGCAUAGCGUUCGUGACACCCUUGAGCAGAUUGAUGUGGCAAAGCGCUUGGUAGCGGAGUACAGCGAGUUACAGUACUGCGAGACAGCAGCAUGUGCUCGGCAAGCCUUUAAAUCAAAGAGAAUAUCCUCUAUGCUUGGUGCUGAAGGACUUCACCAAAUCGGCUCAUCCAUUGCCGUGAUCCGGCAGAUGUACGAGCUCGGAGUGCGUUAUAUCACUCUAACUCACAAUUGUGACAAUGCAUUCGCUACUGCAGCUACAACAGUGACAGAGACAGGAAAAGACAAUGGACUGAGUGAUUUUGGACGUGCUGCAAUACACGAGAUGAACCGACUAGGUAUGAUGAUAGAUCUCUCACACACAUCACACCGGACAAUGCGGGAUGCCAUAGCUGUGACUCGGGCACCAGUGAUAUUUUCCCAUUCGGCGUGUUAUGCGCUUGCAAAAAGUUUGAGAAAUACCCCCGACGAUGUCCUUCAAAUGCUCCGACGAAAUGGUGGUGUGAUCAUGAUCUUCUUUGCGAACAAGUUCAUUCGGCCCGAUGACCCGGCAAAGGCCAGUUUGGAAGACGUGGUGGAUCACAUAUUCCAUGCUGCCUCCAUUGCCGGCUGGGACCAUGUUGGAAUUGGCAGUGAUUUUGAUGGGACACCUUCCGUUGCUGUUGGGAUCGAGGAUGUCUCGGCAUACCCGAAGCUCAUAGAAGCUAUUAUGCGACGUGGUGCAACCGAUGAUCAGCAUGCGAUCACCGACAACCUUGCGCUCGGUGUGUUGGGCGAGAAAUCCCCCAUCAAUGCCUCUACAGGAAGAAUGCAUUUAAGCGCACUCGACCCUCCUUCACAUCCCAAUCUCCAGGGAUGCAGCAUCCGGCCAACUCUCCCACCAAAUCGACAGCCCAAUACGGGCUAUCAGGGAUCUUCUUCUCUGGACUCAUUAUUGGGCAAUGUGCGCCAGCAAACAAUGUUGCUAGGUGAUCUGGAAGCUGGUUCAGCCUUCCUUCCGGUCGGGCGGGACGAUGAGGGGCCAGCGGACGCUACUGAUUUCAUGAACAAUGCUUCGACAAUCGAGGGAGCACAGCUGUUGGAAACACUUGCCAGCUCUAAAAUAAAUAACACCAUUGCGCACUUUUUCUAUGACUGGAAGGGAAAUGGACUCGAGUCGCAUGUCGGCGCAUUCCUGGUUCAGCCCUUCGCUGAUGCAGUCAUUGAAGAAAUUGUCACCGUACAGCGUUCUGAAAAUUUUCGAUCCGAUCUGUUAGCCUUGUCUCAGCGUUUGUUUGAAAAUAGCAGCCGCAUCGUGGAAAUACAUCGUUUGAUGACUCUGCAGGACUUCAUCAACCAGUACACGGGUCCGAAUCUCCGUUGGGAGACAAUGGGAGUAAUCCUCACACUUGUUGGCAUUGCCGCAACUGAGUUUCGUGCACCGUACGCUCUAUACCGAACAGAACAAGAACGGCAGGCCCUAAGGACGGACCUGAUUCAAUUUGGAAACAAAUGUUCAAUAUUUUGCGAGGCACUGGACGUCCUCAAUGACGUUCAUAUUCUCUUUCUAUAUCAGACAUUUCAGGUUCAGUCUGUUUUUUACGGAGACCAAAGUACGCUCCAAGCUGAUUUCCUCAGUGUACAUCAAAUUGACAAGUCAGUAGGUCUCAAAACGUGGCGUCGCCUCAACGAUGCAGCAUGUGCUCUACUUGCCGCUGGGCUCCAUGAGAGCAUCCAGGAACCACGCGAUACUCCGUUCUUUCUAGUUGAAGUACGAAAACGUAUCUUUUCCCGCUUAUACAGUAUCGAUAUCAGCUUAGCGGCAUUUCUCGGACGACCACCACGCAUGACGAAGAAAUUUUGCUGUAUAAAAUUGCCUCUGGAUAUUGAUGAAAAGUGCUAUUCAUUAUCGGACACUACUCUUACUAGAGAGUUGGAAAAACUUGACCUCGCCGGAUGGAAUUCGCAGGGCCAUAUCCGAGCAAGCGCCGUUAUGCGAUGGUCAACUACUACAGCAAUGAUUCGAGAAGAGGCAUUGGAAUUGCUUCUGGGCGGGAACAUAUCUAAUAUACAACAACGAAUAAUCGACUUGCACCACGAAAUCAACCAGGCAUGGGAGAACCUUCCCUCCUUUCUAAGAGUGUCAGCUCAUGAACUUUGGGGAAGCGAAAGGCCCCGCACAGAAAUGGAGUGCUUACACAUGAUUCGGAUUUUAUACCUACAGUCUACGUUCUUGAUUGAAUGGACGGCAUGGCGACAUGGAAUUGAACAGACAAGCCUAUUCCAAUCGGCAAUGGAACUAAUAUGCUCGGUCAACGAUGCCUUAGUCCGACGGGAACAACUACCAAACCUUGGGUUUAUAUCCCUUGCCUGGAGAGUGGCAUCGUGUGCUCUCCCAGCGGCUGGGGCCCUCGCACUAUAUCUUCUACAGCCAUCAUCCCGAUGCCGGUUCAAGGAACUAGACCCACCGUCUCGACGACAGGUGAUCGAGAAUCUCUCUGUUCUAAUUGCGCAUAUGGAUAUUUUGCAUAGUCCCCACGAUGGGAAUUUCAAAUUGUUUUCUCAGGCAAAACGCUCUCUCCAGUCUGUUGUGGACAUGCUGUUACAGCCGCUGAAUCCACUUGGAAUGGAGACAUCGUCUACAAGCCUGGGUGCCGAGAUGCCCUCCGCUGAUUGGAUGGUGCCUGACUAUUGUGGAUUUGAUGGUGAUUUCUGGUAA